Messenger RNA from Canariomyces notabilis, 1326 nucleotides. RefSeq lists its product as uncharacterized. The coding region runs from base 1 to 1326 and encodes 441 amino acids. Gene Ontology annotation, biological process: regulation of DNA-templated transcription. Gene Ontology annotation, molecular function: sequence-specific DNA binding; zinc ion binding. The transcript has 2 exons. NCBI's taxonomy places the organism in Eukaryota, Fungi, Ascomycota, Sordariomycetes, Sordariales, Chaetomiaceae. The record is from RefSeq and is a predicted model, not a curated record.
AUGGCGACAGCACUGGUUAGCUCGAGCGCGCCUUAUCAACACCACGCCCCGUACAACUCCGGUUAUCCUCACUCGGCGCCGCCCACCAGUAUUGCCGCCAUGAUUUCUCCGGUUGAGCCGCGACGGCCCUCAGACGAGCCCGAACCUGCUCAAUCGCACAGGCAAUCGCUACCGUCAAUAUCCGAAGUGAUUUCGGGCGCGAAGCCAGUACAAUUCUCCGCGCCACCACCGGCGCAGCUGCCGUCGCCCCAGGGCCUUCCAUCUCCAUUCACAUCAGCACCAUCCAGGCCGUUUGGAGAAGUGCCAGCGGACAAAAAUUCGUCGCCCAGAGCGUUGCACCCAAGCUCUUCUGGCUACCCCGGACCCGAGACGCUCCUUGCCUUUUCGGACCCGGCACGGCCUGCCUUGGCGAGCAGACCUGUGCCUCCCCCGCUAAACACCUUUGCCGGACAAAACCAAUCACCCCCGGUCAAGUUUGAGCAGCUUGAGGCCGAGCAAAGGCAUGCUGAGGCUCAAUCCCUCGGUGCCGGUCACCGGCAGCCAGCGCAGCCUCUGCCUGCUCUGUAUACCGACACGGGCAAACUUCCCCCAGGGCAGCUCCCCUUGUCAGCCUAUCCCGUCUCACCUAGACAUACCGGUCCAGCCCUCCCUUCUCCGUACGAGUCGCAACGGUCUGGUGCGCAUAGUGAGGAGGAUGACUACCCUCAUCAUCGCAUUAGCGACUAUAAAGCGGCGUUUGACAAGCACUUUGAGACCUGGGGUUAUCAGGAAGCUCUGCAACAGAUCGCGAGCUCAUGUCGUACGGGCUACAAUUUUGCCGAGGCGUACGUAGCUGCAGCACGGGAGCAGCAAGGCUCGCAGCCAAUCCCAUCUAGGAUGCCUACGGAAAACGAAGUCAGCUUGCUGCUCAACAAUCUGAUUCUCGCGCAAAAGAAGCUGCAAGACGUCCGCGACAUGAUUCAGCAAAACAGGUUGCAUAAUGAGCGGGCGCGGGAGAACGGUAGCCGCAAGUCCGAAGACGAGGAUGUGGUAAUGUACGGCGACGGGAUAAAGCCAGCAUUUGGCAUAAGUGAGGGGAAAAAGCGGCGUGGUGUAAGUCAGGCGGCGCAUGUGCACUCAAGGAUCAAUGCUAAUGCUCAGCAGCGUGCCGCUCCUCCGGGUAGGUGUCACAGCUGCAAUCGGAUCGACACACCGGAAUGGAGGCGUGGUCCGGAUGGCGCGAGGACCCUUUGCAACGCUUGCGGGCUUCAUUACGCCAAACUAGAGCGCAAGCGGCAGCUAGACCAGAGGUCAAUCCGGCCGAAACCCACGGACGAGAGAAAAUAA